Molecule: messenger RNA, 1998 nt
Organism: Boleophthalmus pectinirostris (great blue-spotted mudskipper)
Lineage: Eukaryota; Metazoa; Chordata; Actinopteri; Gobiiformes; Gobiidae
Product: gap junction beta-4 protein-like
Exons: 2
Coding region: 937-1758 (273 amino acids)
Biological process (GO): cell communication
Cellular component (GO): connexin complex
Source: RefSeq, a predicted model, not a curated record
AUUUAUGACCCCUCACCCGACACCACUGUAAUCGUAGACAUUGUAAUAAUCACAACUUCCGGUUACAGUACAGACAGACGUGGAAUUUACUGCCAUCAAACGCAAAUGCAAAUAAAGACAUCUAAAAGAAACUCCAGUCUACCUUUUGGCAAGCCCGUCGUAUCAUCUACAAACUGUUUUCCACUGUAGACAUUUCCAGAACACGAGGAUCUCUAAUGUACAUAAUGUACAGAAUAGCUGGACAAUUAUGUUUUAUUUUGGUAUGCACAGGAAGUGGUAUACAUUAUCAAUCACACUUGACAUUGCAGCGCAUAACAGUGGGCGUAAAGUGUCUGGCAUGUAUGUCUAUGUGCAUAGGCUACCACACUGUCUGGAAAGAACAUUGCAUCCAGUUCUGAUAACAAGUGGUCUGGAAUAGCACAUUUAAAAAUGCAUGUUUAUCACACAGUAUAGCGAUGUAAAAGAUGUAUACAUAUGCUACAACCUAAUUCUGUAACAAUAUAAUUAUAUUAAUUGGUCACAGUGUUGAUGUACACUUAAGCAAGUAUCAAUACAUUUUUAAAAAAUCUUUCCACAAUUCCCCUGACAUAGUAAAGUAAAACUAUACUUGGGAACAUUAUAUGUUUUAUGCCUUACUGUGGAGGUAAAGCUUUAAGUUUAAGUUAAGCCCAUUCAUUCAGGCCUUUAUAUUUAAUGGGAUGAUAUAACAUGAUUUGUUUAUAGGCGUUUUCAACUAAAAUCACUUUUUGUACAGUCAGCUGCUUAUUCUUACGAUCUGUGAUUGCACUUGUCAGUAUAAUGGAAUGUUUGCGUAGCAUAUCACACUUCUUCCCACCCCUUUAACUGAAGAGUCAAGCAGUUGUAGUACUAGUGCCAUAAGGUGUGUGCAGUCUCUUCAAACUAGUCUGCUGCGAUUGCUUCUACCUGUUUAUCACAAUGAACUGGGGUUUCCUGGAGGGUCUUCUCAGCGGAGUCAACAAGUAUUCCACUGCUUUUGGCCGAAUCUGGCUUGCUAUUGUUUUUAUUUUCAGGCUCCUGGUGUUCCUGGUGGCAUGCGAGAAGGUAUGGGGAGAUGAGCAGAAAGACUUUGACUGUAACACCCGCCAGCCUGGAUGUCAAAACGUCUGCUACGACUAUUACUUCCCUGUCUCCUACACCCGUCUCUGGGCCCUCCAACUCAUCUUUGUUACAUGCCCAUCCCUCUUGGUGACCCUGCAUGUGAGCUACAGAGAGGAAAGAGAGCGCAAACACAAGCUGAAGCACGGAGAAGACUGCCCCCCGCUAUAUGAUAACACAGGGAAGAAGCGUGGAGGGUUAUGGUGGACCUACUUCUUUAGCCUGCUCUUUAAGAUCACUGUGGACAGUGUUUUUAUUUUCUUGUUGUUCUACAUCUAUGAGGCUACCUUCUUUCCACCUCUGGUCAAAUGCAGCGAAGAUCCUUGCCCCAAUGUAGUGGACUGCUACAUUGCAAGGCCCACAGAGAAGAAACUCUUCACUAUCUUCAUGGUGAUCACCAGUUUGGUGUGCAUCAUCCUCACUCUGAUGGAGGUCCUGUAUCUGUGUGGAAAGAGGCUGGUUGAGUGCUGUGGAGCUAGGCACAAGUCCAGCCGAGAUCCCCCUUCCUCCUUCAUGAUGCCCAGCAUACCUCUGACCGAGAAGCGUGGCUCCAUGUACAAAGGACCAGUCAUGGACAAACUGGACAAUGGAGAAGUGACCAUAGAGUCCUCUGCACCAGCAUAUGCUGUUGCCUUGUCUUGAGCCAUAGUGUUGAUGUGUGAUCGAGGGGAUUAAAUACGUAAUGUAGAUGUUUUAGUAUGGACUAAAUAUUAUCAUUAAAUACACAUGAUGUCAAUGAUCCAUAGACCAAACAAGUGGUUAAGACUUACUCUUUUACCACUACAAGACAGUGAGCCCAUGCAUUGAGCUAAUCAUUUAUCCAACCUUUGAAUCUAAAAGCCUUCCUACAACCAUGCUUUAAAUAUUGCAAAUGAAGCACAU